AACUGCCACCCCUUUAAUGUUUCCUGUCAGUUUGUGGCACGCCCGUUUAGCUGUGGUUGCUCACUGAUUUAUGUGUGUUGACUUAGUUGAGUUAGUUAUUUAGGGAAAAACUAUGAAGCAGAUUCUAAUUCUACUUUUGGUGUUGGCAGGUGUAACUCGAGCUGCUGAGACUAACUGUUGUGAGAAUCAGAGCUCAUGUCUGUGCUCUGUUGCUCCUGGAGGAUGUGUGUACGUCCAGGUGAUGACCAACGCAAGCGACCAUCAGGUGCGGUGUAAGAAACAGCUUCCCAGUGGACUCGUGAAUGUUUUCACCAUGAAGAAAGAAAAGGUGACGAUAUAUGGAGCCUUUAGAAACAGAACACAGUUCUUCAUCUACAACGGGACGUUCAAGAUCACAAACGUGGAGAGGAAUGACUCAGGUCUCUACAUCAUAGAGGCCUUCGAUCCAAAUGGGGUCCUCGUGAGAAACAUAAACGUUGAGCUGGAUGUUCAAGAACACGCUUCUUCCAUCCUGAUCCCGGCCUCAGCUGGAGUGGCUGCUCUACUCCUACUGAUACUGCUUGUUUUGGUUUGUUACUGUGUGUGCAAGCGUAAUAGAAAGUCAGGUGUGGAAACCUACUGUGAUGGCAGACAGAAUGGAACUCAGUGUUAUGGAGCUUUGGGAGGAACUGUGGUGAUCCGGACUGGGUCAGCAGAGGCCGGACAGUGCGGAGACAUGGAGGUUGUGUUUGGACUGUUGCUGAUGCUGCUUGGAGUCUCUCAUGGUGUGGAAACCUACUGUGAUGGCAGACAGAAUGGAACUCAGUGUUAUGGAGCUUUGGGAGGAACUGUGGUGAUCCAGCUGACGAACAGCAUCUCGACAAGAUUUAAAUUCUUUAAAAACAACAGAACUCUAUUUUCCUGGCGUCGUCAUAAAAUUGAAUCUAAUGACGGAAAAAACAAAUUCAUCUUCACUCACACUAAUGGAACAUUGAGGAUCAAUAGCCUGAGCCAGAAUGACACUGAUAUAUAUGAACUCAUAACAUAUAAUUCAGACGGAAUACGUUUAGAGGUGUGGACUCUACACUUGUCUAUUCAAGCUCCGGUGUCCUCUGUCCUGCUGGUCUCUGAGUGUCUGUCCCAGGGAGAGAGGAGAGUGUCCUGCUCCUCUUUGGAAGGGGACAGGCAACAGUACAACUGGACUCUGGAUGGACACACACUGAAAGACACUGAGCUCCUCGCUGGAAAUCAUGAGACGGACAACAUCACUCUGAAACAACACGUGUCCGGACUUCUGGUCUGCUCAGUCAGGAAUCACGUCAGCCACGUCUCCAUGGAAGAGAGGAUUUCUACCUGCGGCUUCAUCUUCAUUAAUUGCACCAUAUCCAAUGAGACACACAUAUCAGAGUGGGUGUUUGCAGCAAAUAACACACUGUGUAUUGAGCCGACAACAACCCCUCCCACCGUCGCAGACACCACUGUGGGUAAGAAGACAACCAUUACAGUGUCAGUUAAACCCUCCAAUAAUAUCACAUCCUCCGGUCAAAAUGGAUCUUCCUUCAACAUAGAGGACCCAUGGUUCAUUAUAAUGGCUGGUGUACUCGCAGCACUGGUGACUCUCUUAGUGGUCGGGGGAGCUGUCAUCUAUGUUCAGAAGAAGAAGAAAAACAACACACCCAAGGGUACAAAAGAGGAAGCAGACGAGCAGGAACUAACCUAUGCUGAUGUCAUGGGGGUGCAGAGGAGGCAGGUGCAGCAGAUGGCUGAGGCGGAGGUGGAGUACGGCCAAAUCCAGUUUUCACAUCAACCUCGGCGGAUUGUUGAACCAACAGGAGAUGAGUGUGUGUACGCCAAGGUUCGUUAGAUCAGUGCUUUUACAAAUACCGCACCACUCAAGAUAGCGGGAGGAAGUGUUUGUCAAGAUGCUGAGAGGACUUUCAUGUUAAUCUAAUGCGAUUUCCCAAAAGGGAAACACAAUCCAUGAAGGUUGAUGUUUGUGAUUUUACUUCUGGGUUGUGACUGGACAUCAGAUCAUCCGGUCUUAUAGUGGUUAACUUUUCAGCUUAACUUUUUCCAUUGAGAGCCUGAGGAGGUUACAUGGACAAAUCAGUUCCAUCAUUUGAAUCACACAUAUUUUUCCCCCCUGAUUAUUUAAUAAAAAGCAUUUUUUGUUUCUUGUUUUCAUUUCUCCCCUUUUUUUUAUAUCAUUGUAACAAUGAUGUAACAGUGUAACAACUCUUUACAAUGUAUUUAGUAAUGAUUGGCAGACAUGAACAGUGAUCUCUGAAUAAAUGCCAUCAGUACGUUUAUCAUCUGUACAUCAUGUAAUAAUGACAACUUUUAACUUAAUGUGUGAGUUACUUGGAUUAAAAUAUGUUUAUUAAAUAUGUGGAGGAAAUAAAAGAGGAUCAAAGUA
Scophthalmus maximus (turbot) is the source of this 2395-nucleotide messenger RNA. RefSeq lists its product as uncharacterized. Lineage: Eukaryota; Metazoa; Chordata; Actinopteri; Pleuronectiformes; Scophthalmidae. The coding region runs from base 113 to 1843 and encodes 576 amino acids. The record is from RefSeq and is a predicted model, not a curated record. The transcript is spliced from 10 exons.